Messenger RNA from Bemisia tabaci, 604 nucleotides. The record is from RefSeq and is a predicted model, not a curated record. NCBI's taxonomy places the organism in Eukaryota, Metazoa, Arthropoda, Insecta, Hemiptera, Aleyrodidae.
CGUCAUGGUUUGGCAACGGGGGUGCCGUUGGUGGCAAUCAGGUCAUAACCUCAUCGUCUCAGCUGACAAUGUCGCAGACUCUGCUGGUGUCAGACAUGUGACGAUCACGAUUACGAUGACGUGGGGAUUUGGGAAUCCGGGCAAGUGCAGUUAUGCAGCCCGCAAAAGAUGCAACGACUCCGUCUGCCUUCGUUUCAACCCCGUGUCCGACACCUCAUCCCCUCGCCGAAGCUCCAGUUUACGCCGAGUGUCGCCACUUUGCACCUCGCGAGUUCCGCCCAAACGCCCGACCGAAUCAUACACUCAAAAGAAUUUUUGUGUUCUUGUUUAGUGUUCUCAACCCCUGUCGUGCCGGAAGGAUUUCUGUCAUUUUUUUAUCUUCGUGUUUCGCGAUUCAUGGCGGUUAUCUGAAAUCAAUUCACGGUCGUUUUCAAAUUUAAAUUUCCCAAACUGAUUGUGAGAGUUGCCGUUGAGUACUAUUCUGUCUAUUUUUACGAAAGCCAGUGCUGAGUUCAUGAGGACUUCGAUGGGCCAAGUUUCGGUGCUUUCUCAUUUGAGUUAAAGUAUUUCGCCCCGUAGAAUUCACGCCUCUUUACCGGUUGGG